Anoplopoma fimbria (sablefish) is the source of this 1241-nucleotide messenger RNA. Its product is annotated as V-set and immunoglobulin domain-containing protein 1-like. The transcript has 7 exons. The record is from RefSeq and is a predicted model, not a curated record. Bases 91 to 978 code for a protein of 295 amino acids. Lineage: Eukaryota; Metazoa; Chordata; Actinopteri; Perciformes; Anoplopomatidae.
AAGUGUUUGUGUGAGUUGGUCUCCGCAGUCGUUCUCGUUCCUCGUCGUUAGAGUCUCGGAGCAGUUUGACGUCCAGCGACGUGAAGAACGAUGAACGUGGUUCCUCUCGUGUGUCUCUUUCUCCUGACUCGGUCCGGGACAACGUCUGCUGCUGGACACGGAGUCAUCAAAGUGAAACAAGACAGUGAUGUUAUCUUACCUUGUUCCCUCGACUCCAAGGAGAACAUCGUAGCAGGUGUCUUUGACUGGAAGAAAGUAGCUCAGAGAGAUCAAGGUCAGAAGGAGGUUUUCUAUUAUGAUGCAGGUGAUCAUUACAACAGCGGCCGUGAUGGUCAGAGUCCAGAGUUCAGAGGACGAGUCUCACAUUUUCCAGAUCAACUGAAUCAGGGCAACGCCUCCAUAAUCAUCAGGAACACGAAGGUGGAGGACACUGGGAGCUACACCUGUAAUUUUCCACGUCUUCAGCCACCUCAAACGUUCUCCGUUGAGCUUGUUGUUGAUCGCGUCUUAAGAGACAGAUCAGGAGACCGCACAGGUGCAGCUCCAAAACCAAUCAUCACAUCUCUUAAUCAAACAAAGGACUCGUCCCUGCUGCAGUGUGAAGCUCAUGGAAAUCCUCGACCUGAAGUAGAAUGGCGGAACAGUUCUGGAAACAAACUUCCUGCUGAUGAACCAGAGUUCUCAGUGAGAGGAAACAUCUCCUACGUCAAACUCAGCAUCACUGUGAAGGAGACGGACCUCUAUCGCUGUGUAGCCACACAGGAGAACAUCAGUCAUCAGAUUAAUGCUGAGAUCCCUGUGACUAUAAGUGGCCCCGAACCAGAGAAACCACCAGGGUUUUCCACUGGAGCGGUUGUUGGUGCAUUUUUGGGAGGUGUUUUAACUACUUGUCUUGGUGGGUUCCUAUACAAGUGUUACAACAAACAAAAACCUAAAGAAGGAAAGAAAAAAGACCCAACAGCAGAGGAGAUGAUCUAACAGAAGGGAACAUAGAACCACUAACAGGGAACCAACCUUCAGGAGACCCUCCGAUAUCCUGACUCCACAUGUUUCUGUGUGAUCUCCUGCUUAACAAUCAUAUUAUUCAAUAACUAAUCGGUCAUAACUGAAGUGGAUGAAAUGAACGUUACUCUGCUUUUCAAUUUACUGUUUUUAUGUAAAUUCUGUUAAAAUUUGCGUCUCAUUUGGAUCAAAACUUGACUUUGAGGACGUUUAAAGGACAAGAGGACAUUUAACCUUCA